This is a messenger RNA of Lodderomyces orthopsilosis Co 90-125, 1194 nucleotides long. RefSeq names its product ubiquitin-protein ligase. NCBI's taxonomy places the organism in Eukaryota, Fungi, Ascomycota, Pichiomycetes, Serinales, Debaryomycetaceae. The transcript has 2 exons. The record is from RefSeq and is a predicted model, not a curated record. The coding region runs from base 1 to 1194 and encodes 397 amino acids.
AUGGGUGAUCAUGUCCUGGAGAUAGCCUGGGACAAAGUUGAUUCAGCACUAACAUCAAGUCUAUUGUCGAAAAUAACAAACAGUUUGGAGUGUUCAAUAUGUUCAGAAAUCAUGUUGGCUCCAAUGACAACAGAAUGUGGGCAUUCUUUUUGUUAUGAAUGUCUACAUCAGUGGUUUAAAAACAAGAUCAACUGCCCCACAUGUCGACAUGAAAUUCAAACAAAACCAGCACUAAAUAUGAAAUUGAAUGAGGUUUCCAAAAGUUUAGCAGAACUUAUAAUUGAUGCGAGAUUAGACCCAAAUUUGGAAUCAUUUUCGGACCGUAAAAAGGAAGCUAUGUCAAAAUAUGAAUCACAUGCAAAGAUGAAGAGAGUAUUUGGAGAACUAUUCUGCGGGUAUUCCCUAACAUUGAUAGAUAAUUCCGAUGGCGUACCCAGAUGUGGCAACUGUCUUUGGGAAGCGCACGGGACUGUUUGUUUGCAUUGUGGCUCAAGGUUUAGAAAUUCUGAUUUGAUACGAGGUAUAGAUGACGAUGAUGAGGAUGAUGAAGAGGAGUUUUACCAAGACGUUCCACCAGCAGAAGACAAUUAUGAUUCUGAUGACAGUUUUAUUGAUUCGCGCACCGCUGAAGAGAUUCUUGAAGAAAUGCAUGAUAGUGGUAAUGAGGAAAGCGAUGAACAGCAUAAUGCUUCAUCUUCUGACGAGGGUGAGGAUGGAGCUACAACAUUUCGAAAUUGGCUUAAUGGUAGUAAUCCAAGACUGCAUGUUGUAUACAUAAGUGAUACCGAUAGUGAGCUAGAGUAUAACCCUCGAAUCUAUAGUGAUUCAGAUGACGACAGUCCGCGACAAGUGCACUUUGGUGGUGGUCCCGGUGGUCAUGUUCUAAUAGACUUGGAUGCAGAUGAUGAAGAUAUGGAUGCAGAAUUGAUUGAUGCCCUUGCUGACUUUCAACACAGCAUUAGCGAAGACGAAGAAGGUGAUGAAUUUCGCAGUCUACAUGAGGAUCAUGAGCGUGAAUAUGAUGACGAGGACCAAGGCGACAAUGAUGACGACGAUCCGGAUCCAGAUGAAUAUUAUGAUGAAUACGAAGUAGAUGACAACGAUGAUGGCGAUGCUAAUGACUGCGAUGAUCAAAACGAUUACGAUGAUUACUCGUAUGAUGCUUAUGACAAUUAUGACAAUGGCCAAGGAUAA